AUGAAGCACAUCUGGACAGCUGUGCUGAGAAAGUUUGUGGGCCCUUUCCAGGCCUGCCACCCGCAAGGCACGUCCCCCACGUAGCCUCCUGCUAGCCACUUACUACUUAAAUAUUUUUUUUUCCCAAGAAGCAAUCAGCAACCCAAGCUUGAAUCUUUUUCUUCUCCCUUAUUUGAGGCGAGGCCACAUCACAUCAACACAGUUUAAUUUUCAUGGGGCUUUGCGAUCAAAAGAACAGAAACGGCAACAAAAGUCCAGCUGCCUUCUGAUACUAACUGACAAAGUGGGGACCCAGUAAGGUGUGAGUAAACAGGCCAAGCUGGGUCAUGGGGAGUUUCAUAGGUCAUGCUCUCCCUGGGACUUUCUUCAUCCUGAUGGGCUUUUGGUGGACUACAAAGAGCAUUCUGAAAUCUGUCUAUAAAAAACAAACUCGGACCUGCUAUCUGAAUUCUAAAACAUUAUUACGUCGAAUAGAGAUUUGGGAAGGAGUUGUUGUGGUUAUAAUGGCUCUUACUGGUAUAGUUGGGGAACAGUUUAUCUCAGGAGGACCCGCCUUGAUCUUGUAUAAAGAUGGCCAAUGGAACCAGAUCCUGGGCUGGCAUCACACCACCAUGUACUUCUUCUUUGGUCUACAGGGUGUAACCCAGAUCGUAUGUUUUACUACUAAUGCACUUCCGCUUUCCUUAAGCAAGUUGAUGUUAGCGAAUGCCAUCUUUGUGGAGACAUUUAUCUUCUACAACCACACACAUGGUCGGGAAAUGGUUGAUAUUUUUGUACACGAACUUCUGUCCUACACCACCACAGCAGCGGGUCUAGUUGCCUUCAUGGAGUUCCUCACAAAGAACAAUGUACUUCUGGAGCUCAUGCGGUCGAGUCUCAUCCUAUUACAAGGAACCUGGUUCUGGCAGGUUGCUUUUGUUCUGUACCCUCCUAAAGGAAGAGCUACAUGGAAUCUGUCCGAUAUUGGAAAUAAAAUGUUUCUCUCAAUGUGCUUUUGUUGGCAUUAUGCAUCAAUUGUCAUGCUCAUCGGAGUAAUAUUUGCGUUGGCCAACUGGUUAGUUAAAUCUAGACUUAGGAAGGUCUGCACCUCAGAAGUUGGACUCCUUAAACAUGUUGACCGUGAACAAGAAUCAGAAGAAGAAGUAUGAUGUUGAUGGGCAUCAAGUCUUUCUAGAUAAACCUUCUCAUUUUGGGUUGCCUGUUUCUUUUGACUCGAGAACAGUUCUCUGAGGCUGACUCCAUACUGUUUGUAUUUCCAGUUUUGUUAAAGUGUUGGACUUUAAAUAUCUUACUUUCAGCUCUGAAAGUACUGUGGGUGAUAAAUUCACUUUGCAUAUUAUGCAUGCAUGUAAUUCAAGAGCAACCAUAAUUUUUUCCAAAGUCAUAUAUUGUUCCAUGUUCAUUUAUUAAAAUUACAUAUUUUAUUUUUCCUGAUAGAUACCUUCAAGCCUUGUGGUCUUGCCAUCACUAUAAUACAUUAAAUGUUCAAUUCUACUUGUUUAUCUUGUUGCCACAAUGAAAAAAAAAUAAAUGAAUUCAUGCACCUUGGUACAGAAACCUCAAA
Messenger RNA from Rattus rattus (black rat), 1564 nucleotides. RefSeq names its product transmembrane protein 45A (gene Tmem45a). Lineage: Eukaryota; Metazoa; Chordata; Mammalia; Rodentia; Muridae. Bases 327 to 1148 code for a protein of 273 amino acids. The record is from RefSeq and is a predicted model, not a curated record. The transcript is spliced from 6 exons.